AUGACAGUUUCACGGCGGCGAUCAUCAAAGCGACGAGCCACAACGAUCUCUCAAUGGAUCUCGAAAACGUUCAGUUCAUACACAGACACAUACAACCCCGCGAGUUUCAAACCAAUCAUACGCGCCAUCUCGUUGCGCGUGGAACACACGCACAGCUGGACGGUGGCUUUGAAAAGCUUGAUGCUGAUCCACGGCUUGUUCCUCGGCGGUAGCCCGCCGGCCGAGUCGAUCGGACGGUUACCGUUUGAUCUUUCCGGAUUCGGGAAAACAAAAUCCCGGUUUAGCAGAACCGGAACCGGUCGGUUUAGUAUUUUCGUUCGCGCUUAUUUCUCGUUUCUCGACGGAAGAUCGAUUCUCUAUUUCAACGAUCGGAACCGGAGCGAGUUCACGAGUCGACUCGAGAUCAUCGUUGAAAUGCAACGAGUCGUCGACUCGUUGAUGAGAAUCAAACCGAUUGGUGAGACGAUGGAAACGCCUCUCGUGAUCGAAGCUAUGGAAUAUGUAAUCAGCGAGAUUCUGGAGAUUCACGGUCAAAUCUGCCGCGGAUUCGCCGAUUUCUUAUCGGAUGUUGAAUCGAAUUCCGAGAAGUCGGAGGCGGAGUUGGCGAUGAAGAUCGUCGCGAAAUCGUUGUCUCAGGGAGAAGAACUCGUAAAGUAUUUCGAUUUCUGCAGAGGUUUCGGCGUCGCGAACGCCAGAGAGAUUCCCGAUUUCGUACCAAUCUCCGGUUGUGACAUGAUAGAUCGGACGGUGAAAAUAACGCCGUUAACGGCGGAGACGGAUUUGGUAGCUAGUGAAGAUCAAAAACCGCUUCUCGUUGGUUUAUCCAGCUAUUGA
Microthlaspi erraticum is the source of this 834-nucleotide messenger RNA. The record is from the annotation of a GenBank genome assembly. Lineage: Eukaryota; Viridiplantae; Streptophyta; Magnoliopsida; Brassicales; Brassicaceae.